This is a messenger RNA of Cuscuta campestris, 1171 nucleotides long. The record is from the annotation of a GenBank genome assembly. Lineage: Eukaryota; Viridiplantae; Streptophyta; Magnoliopsida; Solanales; Convolvulaceae.
GAAAAGUGAAAAAACAACCCAAGUAGUAUCAAGAAAAAAAAAUCAAUUUAAAGAAAAUUAAAAAAAAAAAUAGAAGAGAAAUUAUUGAAUCGAUUGAUCAACGAACCCUAUAUUAUUAUUCUCUCUCAAUGGCAAUGGGUUCUCAAAGAUCGAAGCCGCCGCUGCAUAAUUUCACGCUUCCGUGUAAUUUGAAGUGGGGUCGCCGGAAGUUCUUGCGGUGCGGCAAGCUUGAUUUGAACGGAGAAAUCGUCGCCGUCCACCGGAGGUCUGAUGGGUCGUCAUCGUCGUCGGAGAAGUCUCUCGGGUGGCGAGGAUCGGAGGCUGCUUCUGGGUUGCAGGGCCUCGGAUCGGAGGGUGGCCGGGAAAUCCGGGCUGAGGUCGACGACGGGAUUGCCGCCGUGAGAAAGAGACUGCUGUUCGAUCUCCAGGCGGCGACGGAUAAGAUGAAAGACGCGAUUUUGAAGACGGGUCUGAGAGACGAAGGGCGGCGACCGCCUGUGGCGGAAGACGGCGGCGAACGCCCCCCGGCGCCGAUGACUGCUUCUCAGACUAUUACCCCAGUGGGUCCAUCGGAAACCGCCGGGCCGUGGAACUUCCGGACUCGCCGAUCGGGUAGCAAGGCACCGAACGGAUUCACCGGAGAUUCAAAUCUCCCUGUUCCGCCGCCGGCGUACGAUUCCCCAUUGAAGGCCGAAUACAAAUCUCCAAAGCUCCCCACUAGCUGCGCCGCCGCCAACGCCGCUUCUUCCACCGGGGAGAGAGCAAAGUUCUCCAUUGCCCUCUCCCGGCCGGAGAUCGAGGAAGAUUUCGCGGCCAUAAUCCGUCACCGGCCAUCUCGCCGGCCCAGGAAACGAGCUAAAUAUAUUCAGAAAAAUCUGGAUAGCCUAUUUCCUGGAUUGUGGUUGACAGAAAUAAGUGCUGAGAUGUACAGAGUUUCCGAUGAUCAGUAACAAGAAAAGAUUUUUUAUAUCUUCUUCCAAUUCUUUUAGCAAUUUAGAUUUGAUCUUUGAUAAAAAAAAUUCUCAUUUUAUGUUGUUAUUAAUCUUCCUGCAAAUUGAGAACAUAACAAGUUGCAGAUCUCAUUAUUAAUUACUCCAUAUUGUAAUAAUAAUUAUGAUUUUUUACAGAGAAAUAACAUUAUUAUUACAUUCAGUAAAGAUUUAAGAUUAAC